AUGUCAGCGUCGUCCUGGAUCAGGAGAUUUUAUCCUCGCGCGCACGAGGGGAGACUCCCCAUUGACCACCCGGAACUCAAAGCAAUCAGGCCCAAGUUCUUUAAAGCGACGCUGCUGAACUUGUGCUUAUACGUCCUGCUGUUCUUCUGCCUCUUCUGCUACCUGUACGGCUCUCUCUUCCAGCAAGGCCCUCGCACGCAUAAUCUUCACAUCUUGUUUGUGGACUACGAUGGCGGCAUCGUUGGAGAUGCUGUGCGAAAUGCGUACAGUUCGCUGCAGGGGCACACGUUUCCGGGGUUGAUUGAGCGUCCGGUGUCUCAGUUUCCAACGCAGGCGGACCUCAGAGAAACUGUCUGCCAUUCUCACUACUGGGCGGCCUUGUUUACGUCUCCGGGAGCCUCUGCCAGGUUGGGCCUCGCCGUCGCCGGACUCAAUACAACGCAGUACAAUGGAUCGGAUGUUCUCUCCUUCAUCUGGAACGAAGCCAAAUACUCCGCCAUCAUGGACAGUCUCGUCUCCAACAACCUCCACACACUAUCCGACACAGCUCAGGCGUCUUACAUCGCCCUCAACGGCACUUCUGCCUUCUCCACGAUUCCGCCCACCAACAAUGCCGCGGCCAUCUCUGCCUUCACUCAUCCCUGGACGCUGACGUCCAUCAACAUCAAGCCUACAACGCAGGGCACGCGGACAGUCUACAACACGAUUACCAUUGUGUUGGCCCUGAUUGAAGACUUCUUCUACCUCGCAGUCAUCAACGGACUCUACGCCUCGUUCAAGGUCUACACGCGGAUAUCACCCACGCGCAUCAUCCUUGUGCGCGACGCCAUCUCCAUCAGCUUCACCAUGCUGGGCUCGCUGCUGAACUCGGCUGCCAUCUGGGCGUUCAAAGCAAACUGGCACGUUUCUGCCGGCCAAUAUGCCAUCACCUGGCUCAUCCUAUGGCUGUUUGCCCAUACCAACUUUCUCGCCUUUGAUCUCUUCACCAUCUGGUUGCCACCGCAGUAUGUCUCAAUGGCUCUUGUCACUUGGGUCGUGAUCAACGUCAGUUCCAUCAUACUCCCGUUCAGCGUGGUAUCUCCCUUCUAUCGCUGGGGAUACGCCUUGCCGGCGCAUGCAGCGUAUGAGCUGCUUACGGACAACUGGUCAAACGGCUGUAACCCACACUUGUCCUAUGCGCUGCCAGUAUUGUUCGCCUACGAGGUGCUUGGGCUCAUCUUGACGGGCAUAGGCGUGUACAAACGGUGUCAUUACGCGGUCGUAUUGGAAGAGACGACGAAGGAGGCAAUGCGGAUGCGCGUGGAGGCGGUGCGCAAGCUUGAGCGAGAGCAGCAGAUACUUGCGCAGCGAGAAAAGAGCGAAACCAGCUCGCAGAUGAGCAGUGCUGGGGAACCUUCACAAACGGGUACUGCAGAUGCGUUCAAUCAGCUUGAUCUGGCAACGAGAGAGCAGCAGAGGCACGUGGAGACUAAUCUUGAACACCUUGAUGCGGAGAUUGAGAGAAUGGGGACGCGGGCAUCUCGGGCGUCUAACAUCGGUCCGUCCUUUUGCCUUAUCGGAUCGAGGGAUGAGUAG
Messenger RNA from Trichoderma citrinoviride, 1575 nucleotides. RefSeq lists its product as hypothetical. The transcript has a single exon. Bases 1 to 1575 code for a protein of 524 amino acids. Lineage: Eukaryota; Fungi; Ascomycota; Sordariomycetes; Hypocreales; Hypocreaceae. The record is from RefSeq and is a predicted model, not a curated record. Gene Ontology annotation, cellular component: membrane.